Molecule: messenger RNA, 3045 nt
Organism: Ictidomys tridecemlineatus (thirteen-lined ground squirrel)
Lineage: Eukaryota; Metazoa; Chordata; Mammalia; Rodentia; Sciuridae
Gene: Gtf3c5
Product: general transcription factor IIIC subunit 5
Biological process (GO): transcription initiation at RNA polymerase III promoter
Cellular component (GO): transcription factor TFIIIC complex
Molecular function (GO): RNA polymerase III type 1 promoter sequence-specific DNA binding; RNA polymerase III type 2 promoter sequence-specific DNA binding
Source: RefSeq, a predicted model, not a curated record
CUCCGCGGUUAGCCCGGGGCGUUUGCUGCCCAGGCCCUGGAGCCUUUCUGAACCUGAGGAUUUAAGGAUACGCGACAGGCGAGGGAGGCCGGAAUGAUUUCUUCGCGGAACCAUUGAGGCGAGGCGUCUGGGAGCGUUUUGAGGGAGGGACCGUGGCGGGUCCGCCUAGGCGUGCAAGGAUGGCGGCGGAGAAGACUGAUGCGGGGCCGAGGGCCGCGGUCCCUGUGGAUCUGCGGCGGGAGCGGCGCUUGGUGUGCGUGGAGUACCCGGGCGUGGUGCGCGACGUGGCCAAGAUGCUACCGACUCUGGGCGGCGAGGAAGGCGUCUCCCGAAUCUAUACAGACCCCACCAAGAGGCUGGAGCUGUACUUCCGACCCAAGGACCCAUACUGCCACCCAGUGUGUGCCAACAGGUUCAGUACCAGCAGCCUGCUGCUCCGGAUCAGGAAGAGGACCAGGCGGCAGAGAGGGGUGCCGGCGGAGGCCUACUCCAAGGUCGAGUUUGACAUGGAGAUCCUGGGCGUCGUCUCUACCAUUUACAAAUUUCAGGGAAUGUCUGACUUCCAGUACUUGGCCAUACACACGGAAGCCAGCGGUAGGCACAUGUCGAUGUAUGACAAAGUGCUCCUGCUCAGGCCCGAGAAGGAGGUGUUCUUCCACCAAGAGCUGCCGCUCUACAUCCCCCCACCCAUCUUCUCCCGCCUGGACACCCCAGUGGACUACUUCUAUCGACCUGAGACGCAGCACCGGGAAGGCUACAACAACCCACCACUCUCAGGUGAGAACCUGAUCGGCCUGAGCAGAGCCCGGCGCCCCCACAAUGCCAUCUUUGUCAACUUCGAGGACACAGAGGUGCCUGUGCAGCCACUGGAGGCUGCUGCGCAGACAUGGAAGAAGAACUGCACCAACCCCGCAGACCGGGAGGUGGAGGAGGCGCUGAGGAAGCUAUUUGACAUCCGUCCCAUCUGGUCACGAAAUGCUGUCAAGGCCAACAUCAGUGUCCACCCUGACAAGCUCAAGGUCUUGCUUCCCUUCGUGGCUUACUACAUGAUAACGGGGCCCUGGAGGAGCCUGUGGAUUAGAUUUGGAUAUGACCCCCGAAAACACCCAGAGGCCAAGAUUUACCAAGUCCUCGACUUCCGACUCCGCUGUGGGAUGAAGUAUGGAUAUGGCUCCGGUGACAUGCCUGUCAAAGCAAAGCGCAGCACCUACAACUACAGCCUUCCCAUCACUGUCAAGAAGACACCCACCCAGCUUGUCACCAUGCAUGACCUGAAGCAAGGCCUGGGCCCGUCAGGGAUAGCCGGCCCCCGGAAAUUGGCCUCCAACAAGUACAAACUCAAGGACUCAGUCUACAUUUUCCGGGAGGGGGCCCUGCCGCCCUAUCGACAGAUGUUCUACCAGCUGUGUGAUUUGAACGUGGAGGAGUUGCAGAAGAUCAUUCACCGCAAUGACGGGGCAGAGGACUUGUGCACAGAGCGGGAUGGGUGGUGCCUCCCCAAGACUAGCGAUGACCUGAGGGACACCAUGUCCAUCAUGAUUCGGCAGACCAUCCGCUCCAAGAGGCCUGCACUCUUCUCUAGCCCAGCCAAAGCUGACUGUGCAAAAGGGCAGCUGAUGUUCGAGUCUGGGGAAGAUGAAGAGGAGGAAGAGGAAGAGGAAGAAGAAGAGGAGGACUUCAAGCCCUCAGAUGGGAGUGAGAACGAGAUGGAGACGGAGAUUCUGGACUAUGUGUGACAAGACCCUCAUCCCCAGGCUGACCAGGGGACUGGUGUCCAUCCUGGUGUGGGAGCCAUAGCAAGCUGUGGUCCCCACUGUCAUCCACAGUAGCAAGGCUGGCCCCAGAGGCCCCUCUGAGGAAAUCGGGAGUCCCAGGAGGACAGGCCCUGGCCCUGGCUGUGGCCUCUUGCUCCGUGCUACCCUUUUCUCUGGAUGUUUGGAGACAUUCCUGGCUUCACGCACUCAUAACACAGGCCUGAGUUUGGCAGGCUGAACUGGUGCUCACGACCUCUGGCUGAGGGAGAGCCAGCGGUGGAGAUGUGCACUGGCACAGCCCGUCCCAACAGGGGCCUCGUGACUGGUGGCAGAGAUAGGUACCGCAGUCCACGUCACAGAUGGCCAAAGACUGCCCUCGGGGCUCCCAUAGUGCAUCAGUAGUUCCUUCACUCACCCGGUGAAGUGCUGGUAGUGCUGGGACAUUGGCACCGGCCUAAGCCCCUUGUUUGGGUGAGAUGAGGACAUUGGGAGUAGCCCAAGGCUAGGCUUGUUCCUGACUUCCAAAUGGAUAUGAUCUUCAGAAGUUCCCAGAAAGAGUUCUUAUUGUGUCACAGCUUCCCCGUGUGGACUCUCCUGUCCCUGCAGAGCCCGCCUCCUGUGCCCCAGGGCAGCAACACCAAGGCCCUGAACUGGAUGGGCCUUGGCCUGCUUUUCUGAGUCCCUUCAGCAGCAUGGCAGGCAAAAUAGAGACACAUUAGUCUCAAAACCAAAGGCCUCAGACCAGCCCCAUCCUGCUGACCAAGUUCCUGGGAAGCCCCCUCCCAUGACAACAUCAGGAACCCAGUGGCUCAGCCCAAGUGGCUAGGCCUGGGAGCCAGCUGCGCAGGGUAAGCAGGCCAGGUGGCCCACUCCCUGCAGCUGGGAGAAGCUCAGUCCAGAGGCGGAGAUGGCCCCUGCCUAAGGAUAGGCCGCCCAGGCCUGGCCUGGCCCCUCGCCACAGUUUCCCUCAGGAGCAGCUGGUCUCUGCCAGGUCUCCGCUGGGGCCACUCCCGCUUCCUCUGCAUCACUAACCCCAGUCCUCAGGGAGGGCCUCUGGGUUCUGGUCCCAUCUUCCCAGGAGCACCUUGGUCCCUGUGCAAAUCUGGGGAGGUGCUAGGACAACUAGGUGCCAGCACAACUAGGCCUUACCCUCCUCCCCCAGAGACUAGGACAGGGCUGGUCCUGCCUCAGGUCUGCCAGACUAGAAGGGCUUCCCAAGGUCUAUCAGAUUGCGAGAGGUAUGGUGGCUUCUUCCUCCCUUUUAAUAAACCUUGCACUAUGAGAAAUGUCA